Lampris incognitus (smalleye Pacific opah) is the source of this 2385-nucleotide messenger RNA. RefSeq names its product endophilin-B2-like. Gene Ontology annotation, biological process: membrane organization. The transcript has 12 exons. Gene Ontology annotation, molecular function: protein binding. The record is from RefSeq and is a predicted model, not a curated record. The coding region runs from base 35 to 1219 and encodes 394 amino acids. Gene Ontology annotation, cellular component: cytoplasm; membrane. NCBI's taxonomy places the organism in Eukaryota, Metazoa, Chordata, Actinopteri, Lampriformes, Lampridae.
UCGACACUGCCUCGUCCUGACAGACAACAGCAAAAUGGAUUUCAACGUGAAGAAACUGGCCUCUGGCGCUGGAGUGUUCUUCUCACGGGCCGUCCAGUUUACAGAGGAGAAGUUGGGACAAGCGGAGAAGACAGAGUUGGACGCUCACUUUGAGAGCCUGCUGAGCCGUGCAGACUGCACCAAAAAUUGGACGGAGAAAAUAUUACGACAGACAGAGGUCCUGCUGCAGCCCAACCCAAGUGCCAGGAUUGAGGAGUUCCUCUAUGAGAAGCUUGACAGAAAGGCACCAUCCAGAAUUACCAAUGAAGAGCUGCUGGCUCAGUACAUGCAGGAUGCAGCAAAAGACUUUGGUCCUGGUACUCCAUAUGGGAAGACUUUGAUAAAGGUGAGUGAAUGUGAGAGAAGAUUGGGAGAAGCUCAGAGGGACUUCCUUCAGUCAUCGUCCAUUAGCUUCCUCACUCCACUCAGGAACUUUCUGGAAGGAGACUGGAGGACCAUUUCAAAAGAACGACGUCUUCUGGAGAAUCUUCGUCUAGACCUGGAUGCCUCUAAAACCCGUCUAAAGAAGGCCAAGGCAGCAGAGGCUAAAGCCGCGAUGGAGCCCGAUUUUCAGGAAACCAGACCUCGGAACUACGUACUCUCUGUCAGCGCCUCUGGGCUCUGGACCGAAGAAGUUGAAAAAGCAGAACAGGAACUCCGCGUGGCCCAGACGGAGUUUGACAGGCAGGCAGAAGUGACUGGACUGCUUCUGGAAGGCAUCAGCAGUACGCAUGUGAAUCACUUGCGCUGCUUGCUUGAGUUUGUGGAGAUGCAAGCAGCCUACUACAAGCAGUGUCAUUUGCACAUGCAGGACCUGCAGAAAUUGCUUAGAAGCUCCAGUGGAGAUGUGUUUCCCAAUGCUUUUGCGGCCAACUCUGGUCAGUUGACUUCAAGUGCCGACCCCUCCUAUCCAAGCGCUUCCUCCAUGCAAGUUGGCAUUACCAGUCCUAUUGAAGCGGACACACUGAAGAUUGAGGACGUGCAGACACCAGCUACAGGCACCCGUAAAGCCAAGGUCCUGUAUGAUUAUGAAGCUGCUGACUCCAGUGAGCUCUCUCUUCUAGCUGAUGAGCUGAUCACAGUUUACACCGUGCCGGGAAUGGACUCUGACUGGCUGGUUGGAGAGAGAGGGAACCUGAAAGGAAAAGUUCCCGUUACGUACCUGGAGCUGCUAAACUAAAGAGAGACACGCAUACCCUCCUAAACACACACACACACAAGGUUUAACACUCAAAAACUCAAGACACGCCUUCAUACACGAAAACACUCACAUGCCUACAUGGUUAGACACACACACACACACACACACACACAAUAACCCUAACCCCUAAAGAGGCACAUGUUUAUAUACACGCCCCCCCCUUCUCUCUUUCAAAAACACAUAUAGACAGUGUCAAUGACGGAGUGAUUGAAGUACCCUAAAUAAUUAAAUACCCCUGUAAUCGGACACAGCAGUCUGCUGUGUCACAGACAGAACAGGAGCUAAAGUGUGUUGCUCUUAAAACAUCCUGUUUGAGUUGGUUUUGCUGUUUGUUUUGUUCUUUCCUUGCUGUUUGUGUUUGCCUGUCAGAGGUACGAGUGCGCCGUUUAAUGGAGAUAGGAUUUGGUUAUGCUCAAUUUGUGACAAAUGAGAACUUGGUACAGUUGUUCACAACCAUGAUCCUUUUCCACAAAGAGAUCCGUCACCAUUCCUAAGGCACUGAAUUCUUUGCAGACGAUAACAUUCCCUACAGCCACUCUGCUCCUCACAACUCUGCGUAGUACUAAACACCAAGUCUUCACUACUCACACACUAACUGCCUUAAGAUUUGAAAUGGUCAUGGUCAGAUUAUAUAAACUCAGAGAACAUGCUGAUCUAGAGACAGUUCUACUGCGUUACGGCAUGCAGCAGUUCUACUGCGUUACGGCAUGCAGCAUCUACUUGUUGAACUAAACGUGUGCCCGUCUGUGUGACAUUUUGGUUUGCUCUUCUGAAGUUUUAUGUCUUUAUGAUUCCUUCCUCUGCUGUCUUAUCUCUUUUUGUCCACUAAAACAUUUGUUUUCAGUCUUAGUGCUGCAUGUGCUACUUCUUGUAGCCUUACAGAUUGUGUUUUACUUUCCCUGUGUAUAUAAAGUAACAAGGUCUAUUUAUCACACGUUAAGUACCAAAGCAACUGCACAGUGAUGAGUCAGUUUUCAAACGCACCCUGAAUGUGUACGUGCAUGCACCGUUUUUUUUUUUUUACUAUAGCUGUUCUAAUUUACCUCAUCUGUCUUUAUUUAUUUUGCUUUUUGUCAACAUAUUUAUUGACUGUCUCCAAGCCAUGCUAAAUUAAAGAAAUGUAUGGGAUUUAAUAAAAAGUUAAC